AUAUCUUGACACAUAAACUAAGUUUUCUAUAUCUGCUAAUAAAAGAUGAAGGAUCUCUUCGAAGCUACAAAAUUCAUCCAAUUGUUGCCACUUGUUCCUGGCAAAGUGGCAAGCAUCAUAACACGCUACUAUAAAUCCCCGUCUCACUAACUAGUCAACAGCAUAUAUCAGUCCUCAAAAGAUAAUGGCACCAAAAAAUUUCUCCCUCUUCUUAACAACGCUAUUAAUAGCUUUAUCCAUUAUCAAUGUUAGUUCCCAAGCAUUAUUUCCUGCCAUCCUCAUAUUUGGUGAUUCAGCAGUCGAUACUGGCAACAACAAUUUCAUCACCUCUAUCGCAUCACCAAAUAGAGCUGAUCAUCGUCCUUAUGGUCGAGAUUAUCCUAAUCAUAAGCCAACAGGUCGAUUCUCGAAUGGGAAACUCAUCCCAGAUUUCUUGGCUGGCACACUUGGGUUAAAGGAGACCGUACCUUCGUUCUUGGAUCCAGGACUUUCGGAUAAGGACCUGAUCACGGGUGUCAGUUUUGGGUCUGCAGGGUCUGGGUUUGAUGAUCUAACAAGUUUGGCAACUAGGGGAAUCUCAAUGUCAAAGCAGGUUGAGUACUUAAAGAAAUACAUAGAGAGACUUGAAAAGAUAGUCGGGGAAAAGAAGGCUAAAAAGAUAAUCAAAAAGGCUUUAGUGGUUAUCAAUUCUGGGACUAAUGACUUUGUGAUCAAUUACUAUGACCUGCUUACAAGAAGGCUGCAGUACAAUGUAACUGGAUACCAAGAUUUUGUUCUCAAAAGACUUCAGAGCUCUGUUGAGGAGAUGUAUGAGCUUGGAUGCCGUACAAUGAUAGUGUCUGGGCUACCUCCAAUCGGUUGUCUUCCAAUUCAAAUGACUGCAAGAUUCAAAAUGCCAAAUAAAAGGAAGUGUUUGGAGGACCAGAAUUCAGAUGCCAUGUCAUAUAACCAAAAGCUUAUGAAACUCAUAUCUCGUGCACAAGCAUCACUUCCAGGGAGUCGAAUAUUAUAUGCAGACGUGUACACACCAUUUAUCGACCUGAUUACUAACUCGGAAAAAUACGGAUUCAAAGUGACAAAUAGAGGGUGUUGCGGAACAGGUUAUAUUGAGACAGGAAGCCUGUGUAAUAUGCUAACACCAACAUGUAAGAAUGCUUCAGAAUUUAUGUUUUGGGACAGUGCUCAUCCCACAGAAGCAGCCUACCAGUAUGUUCAUGAUUAUUUGAUCGAAGAACUUGGCCCUCAGUCAAUUGAUGACCCUGAGUUUUCUAUUUCCAAAUGAUAUUCAGACUUUUAUAGGUCAUGUAAUACCUGUACAAUAUGUUUCGCCUUUCAAACAUGUCAGCAACCUGACAUUAGUACCUAACUAUUGAAGAACCCUCUCAGAUUCUAUAAACAGGAAUGCAGGUAUAAUGAAAUAUGUCAGAUUUCUUCA
Beta vulgaris subsp. vulgaris (sugar beet) is the source of this 1435-nucleotide messenger RNA. RefSeq names its product GDSL esterase/lipase At2g30310. The record is from RefSeq and is a predicted model, not a curated record. The coding region runs from base 185 to 1282 and encodes 365 amino acids. The transcript is spliced from 3 exons. Gene Ontology annotation, molecular function: hydrolase activity, acting on ester bonds. NCBI's taxonomy places the organism in Eukaryota, Viridiplantae, Streptophyta, Magnoliopsida, Caryophyllales, Amaranthaceae.